Messenger RNA from Aspergillus caelatus, 1242 nucleotides. Its product is annotated as eukaryotic translation initiation factor 3 subunit J. The transcript has 3 exons. NCBI's taxonomy places the organism in Eukaryota, Fungi, Ascomycota, Eurotiomycetes, Eurotiales, Aspergillaceae. The record is from RefSeq and is a predicted model, not a curated record. Bases 141 to 935 code for a protein of 264 amino acids. Gene Ontology annotation, cellular component: eukaryotic translation initiation factor 3 complex; cytoplasm. Gene Ontology annotation, molecular function: translation initiation factor activity.
CUCGCCCACAUCAAACUCGCCUUCGGGUUAUUGAUUCACCCACGACGGCCCUCUUGCUGAGAUACACGGCACUUACUCGCCCUGUUAUCGAGUCAUUAGAAGUUUGAAGCUUUUACCACUUUAUACAAUCUUCACUAGCCAUGGCGCCCGAACGGUGGGAUGAUGAGGAGGACAGUGGCUCCCCUCCUCCUGUGGCUCCCCGUCGCAGGUUUGACGAUGAAGAAGAAGAGGAGGUUCUCGACUCCUGGGACGCCGCCGAAGACUCCGAAGUAGAGCGGGAAAAGGCAGCCAAGGCGGCCGAAGCCAAGGCUAAGGCCGACGCCGAAGCUGCCGCAAAUAAGAAGAGCAAGUCGCAGCGUAUACAGGAGCACAAGGAGGAGCGCAAGAAGAAGGCCGAGGAGGAAGAUUCCGAGAGCGAGGAGGACGAUGCCGACAAGAGAGCCCGUCUGCGCCGCGCCCAGAAGGAUUCCGAUCUCAAGCACGCUGAGGAUCUGUUCGGUGAUAUCGACCUCAACCGGAACCGCGGAGCUCCCAAGGCUAUCGUUAUAAGUGACUCGGCCGACCCGACGCAGGCCGUCGAUCUCUCUGCCAUGCCUCUGUUCAAGCCUACCACUAAGGACCAGUUCGCUCGUUUGACUUCCACCCUUAUCCCGCUCUUGACUCCCCAUUCAAAGAAGCCUCACUAUUCCCUGUGGGCGCAGGAGUUCGCUAAGCAGCUUGUCAAGGAGCUGAACAGCGCAGAUGUCAAGAAAAUCGCUAGUGCUAUGACUACUAUGAGUAACGAAAAGAUGAGAGAGGAGCGCGCCGCAGACAAGGGUAACAAGAAGAGUAAGGCGGCCAAGACGAAGGUGUCGCUGGUUACUUCCAGAGAUAACAAGCUUGAUGCUGAUUAUGACAAUGGUGAUGAUGGAUUGGGUGAUGACGAUUUCAUGUGAUUGAUCAUUCCAUCUCAUUUUACUAUUUUCGUUUCAUCUCAUUUCUUUAUUGCCUCCUUUCGUGCCCUCAUAGUUGCCAGUUCCCUGUCAGUAUGACAUGAUGCCUGCCGACUCUUGUAUAUCCGCCCCUAAACAGUUCCUUCGCGUUGUUUCUGUUCUUUAUGUUCCUUGCCUCCUCUUCUGGUAGUAUAUAUUAAUACGAUAGAGACGUGCGUUACUUGCCCUGCCCUAGAAUGCUAUUUUUCGGUCAAGUUGAGCGACACAAAAGUUGAAGAUGGAUAGAGACUCUUCAGACAGAUAGAACCUG